AUAUGGUACCAAAUUGUUUUGUUAGAAAUCACCGAAGGGUAGCAAGGCAAGGUAGAUUUAAUAUUAGAAUUGAACGAACGGCGGUAAACAGAAAACAGGAUAUACGCCGAGCAGGUGUGUCUGACAGAAAAAAAUGACCAGAAUAUGGAUGAUUCUGAUGCUGGCUCUCCCAACCACUGCCAGUAGGUACCUGCUGAUUGCUCCUGAGAAUGCUUUCAAGGGAGACAACUAUCCAGUGACUGUGGUGAACUACUUGAAUGAACCGGCUGAUGUUACGCUAGAGAUGAGUUCCAAGAGUACGAGUGGAUUAAUGGCAAGGACAUUUACAGGAGUCGUACAAGCUAAAGAUUCCAUUAAACUGGAUAUACCAGUGCCUGCAGAUGUGUCACUUAAUUUUAAAUUGUCCAUGAACCUGAACUAUUCCCAGUCAAGCAUACAGAUAAAAAAUUCAACACUGGUUCCCGUUAAGGGGUUACCAGGAUUCCUUACCAUACAGACCGACAAAAAGAUGUACAAGAAAAACCAGAAAGUUUUGAUUCGUGUGUUGGCUCUUGACAAAGAACUGAUGCCAGUGAAUGAGAAUAUAUCUCUUUAUAUCAAGGAUCCUAUUGGGAACAGAGUGGACAUGUGGAGGAAUUUACAGCCAGUGUCAGGUGUGGCCAAAGCAGAAUUUCUUCUGUCUGAUGACCCAGCACUAGGCUACUGGAAAAUCUAUGCAGAGCAGAAACACAGUGGAUCAGAGAUUGUGAAUGCUGAUGUAACCAUUACUGUGGACAAAUUUGUGUUGCCGCGGUUUGAAGUAACUGUUGAUGCUCCCCCUACAAUGUAUGGCCGAAGCACGGAUCCCCUGACUAUCAAAGUCACAGCCAGAUAUACUUAUGGAGAAAAUGUGGUUGGAGAUGCUAGGCUUUCUGUCAGUUCAACAGCAAUGCGCAUACCCACCAAUUCCCAGACUCUGAGAGAAGGAACAACAACAUUUGUUCUGCAGCAAGAUACCCUGAAAGAACUACUGCAAAACUAUGCCAGGGCUAUCCACAUAGACGCCAUGGUAACGGAAGGGUCGUCCAAGAUUGAACUGGUGGAAAGGACCUCAAUAAAACUCACCUAUAGUGUACUCAAAGUAGAACAUAUUGGGGAGGAAUAUUACUCUUCUAACAACCCAUACCACUUCUGUGUGACAAUCACAGAUGACAAGGGUCAGUUGAUCCCGGCUUCUGAAAGAGCAGGCUAUCAGAUGACAAUUACGCGGGAUUUAGAGACCCCCGUCCAGUCCCUGGCUCUGUCAGAUCUCACUGUGAUCGACGCCAAGCAUGUUUUUUGUGGAAUGGUCCGUCCACCCUUCCUUGAUCCGUUGAGACUUCAGAUAAGAGUGAGUGCAAAAGAUGUAUCCCAGAAUAAGGAUGUCGUGAUCAACAAACUGUCCACCUCUGAGAAAGAAUCGGCCGGGUCUCUGGGACUGACAGCCUGGGAUAUACAGCAGAACCAGAUGUCCUCCAAAAGUCUGUUCAAUGUCGGAGAAGAUGUCCAAUUCCAGGUUCUCAAAUCGGCACAGAAAGCAAACUUCCCAGUCUUCUACCAGGUAUACAGUAAAGGGGAGUCACUGGUUAAUGGGUUGGUGAACUUCGGUCAGAAUACGUCGGCCAUGCUGGUCAUCAGGACCAACAGGAAAAUGUCUCCGUCUGCGUCAGUUAUUGUUUACGGAGUCUCCAGUGGAUAUCUCAUAACAGCAAUGCAGAAAAUCCAAGUUAGCUUGAAUCUCAACGCCCAGACAAGCAUGUCAUACGGAGUGACUCGAGCCAGGGUGGCUUCCAAUGUAACACUGCGGGUGACCACCCCCCAGUCAAACUCUUAUGUGGCUCUGGUGGCCAUAGACAAAGGGUCGGAACUGCUGGGGGCUCCCAAUGAUAUUACAGAGACCGAGGUUAUAAGUGGUCUAGGAAUGUACUCAAUGGGAGGUGCCGUUGAACGACCUACUGAUGCUUUCAAUCAAAUGGCAGUGGACAGAAGGAAGAGGAGUAGUUUUUUCUGGCCAAGAAUAUACACUACAUUCCAUUUACUCCAGAGUGUCGGGGUACUGUGGAUGACAGAUGCCAUUGUGGAAGGAGAGAACAUCGACUUUCAUAUGCAACAGGAAGUCGUAAAUGAUAUGGGAAGGAACCCAAAUAUACCGAUGCCUGGAGAAAAUGUAGUUUCAGAUUUUAGUGGGUCAGCACCAAGCAGUGAUCAGCAGGUCAGAAAGUACUUCCCCGAGACCUUUAUCUGGAUGGAUGGACAAAGUGGAGCGGAUUCUAUUUUUGAAGUGAGGACAAAACUUCCCGACUCCAUUACAUCGUGGGUGACUCGAGCCAUAGUGGUCAGUCCGUCCAGUGGGUUACACGUCCCUGAUGUCACUCAGAUUGAGAGCUUCAAGCCAUUUUUCCUGGUAGUUGAGACUCCACCCUCCAUUAUACAAGGGGAGGUGUUUGAAGUGAAAGUCUUGCUAUUUAACUACAUAGAGAUGGGGCCUGAAGAAGUCCAGGCCACAGUUUCCAUCAGAGGAAAGGUGGACAAUACGGCGAAGGUUUGGAGUAGAGAGCUGGAGAGUGAGCCGACUUCUUCUGAUGGAGUCAGCAAAACUCUGACCGUAAAACGGGGUCAAUCAAGUAUGCUGGCUGUGUGGGUCAGAAAGCUGGACACAGAACAGUUCUCCUCUGUUCUUAAAUUGAUUGGGGAGGCAACUGCACAGGCUGAUGGACGGACCUACACAGACAUGAUCUACAAGGAUAUCAGUGCUGAGCCUGAAGGUCGGCGUAUUGAGAUGACCAAGGUGAUCAGCUUGGAGGCGUCUGGUAGCACUGAUAUCCCGCCAGUGGAGGUCUCCUUCCCUCCCUCUUCAGUCAAAGGUUCCAAGGCUGUGUAUGCUCUGGUCAUGGGUGACAUGCUCGGUCAGGCCCUGAGUAACCCCGAGAAGAUGAUCACUGUCCCGACAGGCUGCGGGGAACAGAACAUGGCGACCACUGUGCCAAACAUCUACCUGCUGCAACACCUGAGGGCCACCGAGACUGUUACAACACUCGAGUCCAAAAUCAUCCAGAACAUCAAGAUAGGGUACCAGAAAGAGUUGAAAUACAUGAGAAACGAUGGAUCGUACAGUGCGUUUGGAAUGAAUGACCCAUCAGGAAGCACUUGGUUGACCGCAUUUGUUUUAAAGUCUUUUGCGGAGAUUCACAGAAUGUUGCCUGAUCUUGUGGACCCCAAUAUCAUCGUCAUGGCUACCUCCUGGCUGAACGGACAGGUGGAUGACCGGGGGUCUGUCCUGGAACCAGGGCGGGUCAUCCACACAGAGAUGCAGGGAACUAUGUCGGACUCUAAAGAGAAGCUGGCUGCCUUUGUGCUGGCUUGUUACGCUGAAGUCUUAGACGUAUUCAGAGGAUCAAAGACUGAGCUAAUUUUCAUUAUGGCACAAACUAAGAUGACAGCUAUUGAGAAACUUCUGAAAGGCAACCUUCCUCGGGCUGUCACUGAUCCAUACUACAGCUCUUUGCUGGCCUAUGCUCUUGCUCUAGAUGGCUCAUCAACAUUGGAAGUUGAGCGGUUGACUCAACAGCUAAUGGAUAAUGCUACAUCCUAUAUGGAAGGUGCUGUUGAGAUGAAGUGUCUGGGUAAGGACUGUGGGGGUCAGGGCAAUGAGGAGAAGAGGCCCAACCCCAUGAUGAGGAUGUACACGGUCCAUGAGCCGUCCCCCUCUAGUAUAGAGAUGACCGGCUACCUCCUGUUGACCCUAAUGACUUCCAACAAAUCCACGGAGGCCUUACCCUUCCUUAGGUGGCUCAACAGUAAACGGAACAGCCUGGGCGGCUGGUACUCCACUCAGGAUACAGUGGUUGGCCUAAAGGCCCUGUCAGAAUUUGCCAGGAGUAGGAUGGACAAAAACAAGAAUGUUCAGAUAAACGUGGACGUAAUAGCGAAAGAAAACUCAACUGUACUAAAGACAAAGUCCUUCCAGAUUAACCAAAAUAACCGAAUCCUGCUGCAAAGAGAACAGUUCCCAGUGGAAACCACUCACAUCCAGAUCAAGCCAAACCAAGCUGGUGAUGCAGUUGUAACAGUUGUGUGGCAUUAUAACCUGGUGGAGUCUCUCGUGGAUGAAAACAUCCAGGUCACUGUCCAGAAACAGCCAAUCAGUAAUCAAAUCUAUGACAUCAACGCCUGCGUUCAGUACCUGGGAUCUGAGCCCAGCAACAUGGCCUUGGUUACAGUGACCUUGGGAUCAGGGAUGGUCCCUGAUCUGAAUCAACUGGACAGGAACCCAGUUCUGGCCAAGGUGGAGGUCGAGGGAUCUCAGGUCCACAUGUACAUCAAUGAGAUUACACAAGUUACUCAAUGUAUGAAAUUCACUGCUGUCCAAACCACAGAGGUAAAGGAUGCUAAACCAGUGCCAGUCAAAGCCAUGCUGUACUACAAACCAGAGGUAUCAGCUGUUGUGUCGUACGACCCCACCCCUUCCAGCCGAGUAAAACUCUGUGGGAAUCAGAUUUGUUCACGUGCAGGUCACAUGACAACUUCCAGCUUCUCUCUUCUGAUUAUGUUAUUGGCAUUAAUUUGUUUUGGCUGAGAAACUUGAUUAAUUGAAGAUUGUACAUUCCUUGAUAGAGUUCUCCCUUUUAAUAUUAGAUAAUAUCUAGGGUCAUUUUGAUUAGAGUUAAGAUUUUUGUUUUGUAUUUUUCUUUACAGUAUAUAUUUUUAUUGAAGAUAUAUAAUGUAGAUUGUAUAGACUUGAUAUUCUAUAGUUGUAUGAGAUAGUAUAUUUGCAACUUUUAUUUACAGGUAGUAUUUUUAUUUUCCUGAGGGAGUAAUUUUGUUCGUUUGUUGGGUUUUUUGGUAAUGAAAAUUAAUUAGAUUCAACUUUUGUUGACAAAAUUUUCUUUAGAUGUACAUGUUUGUUUAUUGCAAGAACUAUUAACCUUGAAUUCUAUUUAAAAAUUAAUUUCAUCAGUUUCAGAACACAAUGCAAGCUAUUGUGGAAUUCAAUGUUUCAUCGGGAAAAUAUUUUUUAUUUUCAAAAGUAGGGGGUUUUUCGGGGUUUUGGGUUUUGUUUGGGUUUUUUUUAAUUUAAGGUGGAAUAACACAUCGUCAUAAAAUGGCUGACCUCUGAUCGAAACAACAUUUUGUUUUAUUAAAAGGAUUUUAUCAACUGCAACUUACAGCUUACCUCAUAGCAGAGUGGAUAAAGUGUCAGGCUUAUGAUCCGUACAUACCGAGUUCGAAUCUUGCAGGGGUUUUUGUUGUUACUUACUGAAUUGAUUUUUUUAGAUAAUCAUUUUUUAUCCCCAAAAUGCAAAUUUUUCACUUACCGGUAUUUGACAUAUGUAUAGUUUAUUUAUCAUUAUAUCUUUCAUGAUCAUAAUCAAAUAAUUUACAGUUAAUUUGAGUGACUUUUUCCAGGUGUGUUAUUCCAUCUUAAGAAAAAAAUUGAAGCGACAAAAAUGUGAUGUAAUUGAAUAAUUAACAGACAAAUGACAAUUCAAUUUUAUGUUGAACUUUUGAUGAAAAUCUGGGUUUAUCUUUUUCUUUGCAGAAAUUUUAAAUCAUGAUUUUGUGGAGGGUUUUAUUUUAUUUUAAAGAUUUCUGCUGAAUUAAUUUGGAUUUUCUUUUAAAGAUUGUGAUACUUCCCAAAUGUAUUAAGUUUGAUCAAUUUUGUUAAAGGGAGUAAUUUUCAAACAGAGGUGUCAUCCAUUUUAAAACAAAAUCAAUUUGCUCUAAGGUAAAAAUGUAUAAUAGAGUCAUAAACGGCAACAAUGACAUGGCCGGGUAGGAUAAUUUCGGAAACGUUCUUGAAGUAUUGAGAAUAUACUGUAUAUCCAGGUUUUUUUUCUCAAAAUUUUUAAACAUGAGCUGAAUCUGCAACCAUUUUUAAUUGCUUAGUCAUUUUUACCAAUUUAAAAAGUUUCUUUAAAAACAAACAACGAACAUCGGGUAAUUUUUAUUGUAUUUUGUCCAAUCUGAAAGUGAUGGAGAAAAAUUGGAUCAUCUUGAAAAAUAACCGAUAAAGUAAUGUACAAACCCUGAUCAGGGUCAAAGAAUAUAGUUUUCCUUCAUAAAAAUAUCUUCUAGGCCAGUGAAAAAAAAAAAACAAAGGUAAUUAAGAUACAACGGGUACAAACACAUGCAGGCAUGUUUUGUUUCUUUCUAAGAAUUUAUGUGUACAUUUUAAUCCUUUUUAUUUAUGCUUUUAUUAAUAAACUUGUGUAUAUUUUUUUAGCUUACUGAUAUUUUAUUUUUUCUAUUUUUAUACAAGACAAUGUAAGCAACAAAGUAUAUUAUAUUCUUUUGUAUAUCUGCUAUUCUUGUACCGUACUUAAAUAAUAAAAAUAAAGCUAACAAAAUCUACACAA
Molecule: messenger RNA, 6374 nt
Organism: Magallana angulata
Lineage: Eukaryota; Metazoa; Mollusca; Bivalvia; Ostreida; Ostreidae
Product: alpha-2-macroglobulin-P-like
Exons: 38
Coding region: 134-4594 (1486 amino acids)
Cellular component (GO): extracellular region
Molecular function (GO): endopeptidase inhibitor activity
Source: RefSeq, a predicted model, not a curated record